GUGUGACGUAAAACGUGUGCGACGACCCUCACGUGUGCGAUGUGUUGACUGAAGCAAACGUGCGAAUGAAAAAGAAAUUAAUAUCUUUCUAAAUACGGAUAUUUAUUUGGUAGUUCUUCUUUAAACUAUGGCAAACGCCAAUCUUCAGUUCAAAACAAACUAUUCAGUCUUAAGUAAGAUCGAGCCGUUUUACAAAGGUGGAAAGGUUCAGGUCAGCAAAGAUGAGCAGUACAUUUUUUGCAUUAGUGGCUCACAUGUCAAUGUGUUAGAAAUCUGCACGGGAAAGAUUGUCCAUAGAAUUGAGCACGAUGACCAAGAGGAUAUAACUUCCUUUGCUCUCAGCUGUGAUGAUGAGGUGCUAGUCACAGCCAGCAGGGCUCUGCUCUUGAAGCAAUGGGACUGGAGAAAAGCGCAAUGCACUCGCUCCUGGAAGGCUAUUCACACUGUGCCAGUUGCCAGUAUGACCUUUGACACAACCUCUACUCUACUAGCGACAGGGGGUUGUGAUGGAACUAUAAAACUGUGGGAUGUGAUAAAGCAAUACUGCACCCACAAUCUCAAGGGGUCAGCAGGUGUUGUUCACCUUGUUCAGUUUCAUCCAGAUGCCCAGAAGCUCCAGCUCUUUUCCUCCUCAUUGGACUGUGGCAUCAGGGUGUGGGACCUGUGCUCCAGUCAGUGUGUGUGUGUGCUGCAGAGUCACUAUAGUGCUGUCACGGGUCUUAGUUUCAGCAGUGAUGGACAAACUAUGAUCAGUUCAGGAAGGGAUAAUAUCUGCACAGUGUGGGACUUGAAAACCCAAAAAGUGAAACGCACUAUUCCAGUGUAUGAGGCGGUGGAGGGUGUGGUACUGCUACCUGAAAAAGAUGACUUUUCUGAAAUUGGUGUGAAAAAUAAGGGAUUGCAUUUUAUAACAGCGGGAAGCAAAGGUGUUUUAAGAGUGUGGGAAGCCAGCACAGCCCAUUGUGUCUUCACCCAGGCUCUCCCCACUACUCUCAGCUCUUCUGGUGAUAAUGAAGAAAAGGAGGAUGACCCCCGCAGUCUGACUUACCUCCUUUACCUACCUGCCUCUUCCAGAAUUGCUACAGUUACUGCUGAGCAUAACAUACUGCUCUACCAACUGCCCGCUCUGACCACACAACAGCAGUUUGUGGGCUACAAUGAUGAAGUGCUGGAUGUGAAGUUUCUGGGGAAAGUGGACAGUCACAUUGUGGUGGCAACUAACAGCUGCCAGCUCAAAGUAUUUGAGCUUCAAACAAACAGCUGUCAGAUCCUUUAUGGGCACACAGAUACAGUCCUCUCAUUGGAUGUUUCCAAGAAAGGAUUGCUCUUUGCAAGUUGUGCUAAGGACCGCUCAGUACGUGUUUGGCAGAUGGACAGUGACAGUGGUCAGGUGCACUGUGUGGCUUAUGGCUUGAGUCACACUAAUGCUGUAGGCUCCAUUACAUUCUCUAAAUUGAAAGCAUCAUUCAUAGUUUCUGGCAGUCAGGAUUGCACAGUAAAGGUGUGGGAUCUACCUCAGAACAUUUCUAAUACUGAAACAGACAUCCACCAGCUCACAGCACGGACCACUGAGAAGGCUCAUGAUAAGGAUGUAAACAGUGUAGCAGUGUCACCAAAUGACAAACUGCUAGCAUCUGGCUCACAGGACCGCACUGCUAAGUUGUGGUCUUUGGUGGGUGAUGGAGGCCUAGCUCUCCUAGGAGUGUUUCGGGGUCAUCGCCGUGGUGUGUGGACAGUUUGUUUCUCUCCUGUUGAUCAGGUGCUGGCUACAUCCUCCGCUGAUGGGACCACCAAGCUCUGGGGUCUGCAGGACUUCAGCUGUCUAAAGACUUUUGAAGGACAUGAUGCAUCUGUGUUGAAAGUCAUCUUUGUAAGUCGAGGAACACAGUUGCUCACCAGUGGCUCUGAUGGGUUGGUAAAGCUGUGGACCAUAAAAACCAAUGAGUGUGUGAAGACACUAGAUGCCCAUCAAGACAAAGUCUGGGGCCUCCACAACAGUCGUAAGGAUAACAAGAUGGUGACUGGGUCAGCAGACUCCAACAUCAGUGUGUGGCUGGAUGUUACCGAUGUGGAGCUUGCAGAGGAACAGGCCAAGCAGGAAAACCAGAUACUCAAACAGCAGGAGUUGUCUAACCUCCUUCAUGAAAAGAAGUAUCUGAAAGCUCUUGGUCUUGCGAUCUCUCUGGACCAACCUCACACUGUGCUCAUGGUUAUCAGAGCCAUCUGGCAAGCGGAAAAGAGUAAAGAGUUGUUGGAAAAGACAGUGCUGAAACUUCGCCAAGAUCAAAAAGAGUCACUGCUGCGAUAUUGUGUGGUUUGGAACACCAAUGCCAGGAAUUGCCUCCAGGCCCAGGCCGUGCUGCAGGUCCUACUCACUCACCUGCCCCCUGAGGAGCUGCUGCAGUACCAGGGGACCAGAGCACACCUGGAAGGCCUCAUACCUUACACUGAAAGACACAUGCAGAGGAUUGGAAAGUUGAUGCAGUCAUCCAUGUUUUUGAACUACAUGUGGCAGAAAAUGAGGGUGGUUGGAGCACCAGCCAGAUUGGACCAAGAUGAAGACAUGGACACCUUUCCUCUUGAAUCAGCCCAGCAUUUCUCUGCAACUGACAAAGAAAAGCCAUCGGACAGUGGUGAUGAAGACAAUAGGGAUUGCAGUGACAGCGAGAUAGAAGAAGGUGCUUCAGAUGUGGAGGAUAAGGAGGUCGAGGAGGUCAGCGUCUCAAACAAAGCUUCUGCCAUCAAAACAACACAAAAUGGAGCCCAGACAAAUGGGAAUCAUUGUGAAAGUGAGGAGAGUUCAGAAGAUGAGGAACAAGUGGAAAGUGAUCACACAACCUUUAAAGAGAUGAACAUUCUUUCAAACCCACAGUGUCAGACAUUGGCCAGCUGACAACACAAACUGAACGCAGAUAUUUACAUCUUAUGUUGAUAUGCUACAGCCCUUCGGCUGUUCCUGUUGGGAUCAUCACCUGCAAGAUGGGUAACAUCUUUUCCUACAGUUUUAAAAGACUAACUGUCCUUUGAGUCAAAAGGAAACAAAAUGCAUUUGUGAAUGACAGGUGAGAAUCAAAGCUAAUGCCUGGCUGCCUUGUCUAACCCUGAUUUACCAGCUCUGCAUCACAAUUUGCUGAACAAAAACCUUGUAAACAACACAAAUGUUUGUUAAAUAAAUGCAUAAUCUUUUAUUUAAGAUGUUUAUUUUCUUGAUUUGUUUAUCAGACAGAUGAUAAACACUAGUUUCUAUUAUCAAUUAGCAACACGUAAUUACAUUAUAAAGUUCAUAUUAUAUAAUGAGUCAUACAUAAGUCAUAUAUAAUCAGUCAACUAAUAAAUCAUUCAGUACAUUUAUGUUUAUGUUGAAGUAAAAUAUUUUCC
This is a messenger RNA of Periophthalmus magnuspinnatus, 3378 nucleotides long. It is a transcript of the gene tbl3, whose product is annotated as transducin beta like 3. Gene Ontology annotation, biological process: endonucleolytic cleavage to generate mature 5'-end of SSU-rRNA from (SSU-rRNA, 5.8S rRNA, LSU-rRNA); endonucleolytic cleavage in 5'-ETS of tricistronic rRNA transcript (SSU-rRNA, 5.8S rRNA, LSU-rRNA). NCBI's taxonomy places the organism in Eukaryota, Metazoa, Chordata, Actinopteri, Gobiiformes, Gobiidae. The transcript is spliced from 23 exons. Bases 128 to 2893 code for a protein of 921 amino acids. The record is from RefSeq and is a predicted model, not a curated record. Gene Ontology annotation, cellular component: nucleolus; small-subunit processome; 90S preribosome. Gene Ontology annotation, molecular function: protein binding; U3 snoRNA binding.